AUGAUUAAAGAGAAAGAGAUCAGUGACCUGCUAUGCCGCUUGGAUGCACACAAGUCUAUGGGACCGGAUGGGCUACACCCAAAAGUGCUGAAAGAGUUGGCAGAUGUGCUCGCCAAACCGCUUUCCAUCAUUUACAGGAAGUCAUGGCUAACUGGGGAGGUCCCAGUGGACUGGAGGGUGGCAAAUGUAACACCCAUCUACAAGAAAGGCAAAAAGGAGGAUCCAGGAAAAAAUGAAGAUGUUGUUAUAGACCCCAAAGCACAGUCUCCUUCUGUUAGGCUCAGCGAGGGCUGGCUGCUCCCAGGGGAUGGAGAGCUGGGGGCAAAGGGUGAUGCCAUCUCAGGCCAUGGCCUCUCCGAGGGGAGCAGCCCCACAGGGCGGGCAGAGCUGGGUGUUGGUAACAGUGUUAUCAACAGCCCCAGGCAUGGCCCAUCAGCCCAUCAGGGGCCCAUGUCCACAAAGCCGGGGGAGCACGCAGUCCUGAAGGCAGAUGGGAGCCCAGAUAAAGGACUCGGAGGGAGGGACGGCCUGUCCCAGGAGAACCUCAGCCCCACUGUCCAGCUAUCAGAACCAUCAAGGAAGAAUGUGUGUCAGUUGUUGGUAUGCAAAAGGAUAACUAAAUACCAGAGCCCAGGAGAGAAGCUUAAGAAAAAUUUGGAAGGUGACUCUGAAUUGUCCUUGGAAGUGACUCGCAUUGCUAUUUUUUUUUUUGUCUUUCAGAACAAUGGGUCACUUGCUUGGUGCCAGAAUCAUAAACAGUGUUCAAAGUGCCUGGAGCCCUGCAAAGAGUCCUGGGACCUGAAGAAAAACCAUUGCCAAAGCUUCUGUGAGCCUCUUUUCCCCAAGAAGAAUUAUGAAUGCCUAACUAGCUGUGAAUUCCUUAAGUACAUCCUGUCUGUGAAGCAAGGGGACUGCCCAGCACCUGAGAAGGCCAGUGGUUUUGCAGCUGCCUGUGUUGAAAGCUGUGAAGCUGAUAGUGAAUGUUCCGGAGUGAAGAAAUGCUGUUCCAAUGGAUGUGGUCAUACGUGCCAAGUUCCAAAAAAUCUGUACAAAGGUGUUCCACUGAAACCCCGGAAAGAAUUAAAAUUCAUAGAACUUCAGUCUGGAGACCUGGAGGUGAAGUGGUCUUCAAAAUUCAAUAUUUCCAUUGAGCCUGUGAUCUAUGUUGUUCAGAGGAGGUGGAAUCAAGGAAUCCAUCCAAGUGAAGAUGAUGCUACUAACUGGCAAACCGUGGCACAGACUACAGAUGAGCGGGUUCGGCUGCCAGACAUCCGAGCGAGCAGGUGGUACCAGUUCCGUGUGGCAGCUGUGAACGUGCACGGGACGAGAGGCUUCACGGCACCCAGCAAGCACUUCCGAUCCUCGAAAGAUCCGUCUGCUCCACCAGCUCCAUCUAACAUCAGAAUUGCCAAUAUCAGUGCAAACAAUGAUGGGAGUGUAAAUGUAAUGAUUACCUGGGAUCUUCCAGAAGAGCCUGAUAUCCCAGUGCACCACUACAAAGUCUUCUGGAGCUGGACAUAUAGCAAAUAUGUAAUCCCAGCUAAAAAAAAGAGAAGAAAGAUUACCGAUGGGGCCCAAAAUUAUGUGGUCUUGGAGGGACUCCAACCCAACAGCAACUACAAUGUAGAACUGCAGGCAGUAACACGUUGGGGUCAGAUACGCCUAAAAAGUGCUAAGGUUUCUCUCCAUUUUAGCACAACUCAGGACACCAGGAAUAAUAAGGAACAGACAUCUUCUGCUGGGAAACCCCAGAAAGGACUGGUAGAUCCUUACCCAACAUUUCAAAGAAGAAAAACCACUCGUUUUCUUAAAAUUGGAACUCCUUUCUAUCAGGACAAUCAACUUCAGGUCAAAGUCUACUGGAAGAAGACGGAUAUCAGCAUGAAUCAAUUCCAAGUGCACUGGUUACUGGAGUCCUGUGCGCAUAAUGACACCAAAGGACUUGGGAAAGUAACUGAGCUGACUUACGAAAACUACAUGAUUCUGAAGGACCUGUCAUUUUCAUGCAAAUAUAAAGUAACUGUUUUGCCUGCAAAAUCUAAAGGUCGUUUUAAGGCUGAGAGUAUUUUCUUUGUUACCCCACCUUGCUCUGCAUUUAAAGAAAAAAACCACAAGCACAUUAAUUGUCCGGCUGAAGGAGUGCCAGUUCUACCCAAAGUGUUGGCCAAACCCGAGAAUCUAUCUGCGUCUUUCAUUGUCCAGGAAGGUAACAUCACUGGUCAUUUUUCCUGGAAGAUAUCUAAGGCAGACCUUCACCAGCCCAUGACAGGGUUUCAAGUCACUUGGGCAGAAGUAACCACAGAAAGCCGGCAGAACAGCUUACCCAACAGCAUCAUUUCGCAGUCACAGAUACUGCCAGCAGAUCAUUAUGUACUUACUGUGCCCAAUCUGAGGCCAUCGAUGCUGUACCGCUUGGAAGUUCAAGUGCUGACAACUGGUGGGGAAGGGCCAGCUACGAUAAAAUCGUUCCGAACACCCGACCUGCCUCCAUUUUCACCCCACAGACCUCAUCUGAAGCAACAUCAUCCGCAUCACUACAAGCCACCCCCAGAGAAAUACUAGACUGUUUCAGAUGAUUAUGCAAAUAACUGAGAGAAAAACUGAGCUCCCAAAUGGAGGCUAGGAAAAGGCACAUCUGUAGGAGCAAUGAACCCGGUUUUCCAGUGGAAGUUACCAUCCUGUACAAUCUGUAUCUACUUCUCUGUAGUUUAGCCAUGCUGAAUUAUAGUUGCACCAAGGCCAGGAUGAAACAUACAGCAAGUAUCAUUUGAGUACCA
This is a messenger RNA of Charadrius vociferus (killdeer), 2777 nucleotides long. RefSeq names its product Kallmann syndrome 1 sequence (gene ANOS1). The record is from RefSeq and is a predicted model, not a curated record. Gene Ontology annotation, molecular function: protein binding; peptidase inhibitor activity. Gene Ontology annotation, cellular component: extracellular region; cell surface. The transcript has 18 exons. The coding region runs from base 1 to 2562 and encodes 853 amino acids. Lineage: Eukaryota; Metazoa; Chordata; Aves; Charadriiformes; Charadriidae. Gene Ontology annotation, biological process: neuron differentiation.